AUGACAUAUGCGGGUCAAAACCAAAUGGAAGCCAGCUCACCGAAGAAUCUACUGAAGAUGAAGGCAAAAACCAGGAUAGGUACCUGGAACAUCAGAACCUUGUAUGAGAGCAGCAAAUCAGCUCAAGUUCCAAGCGAAAUGAGGAGAUAUAAUAUCACACUCCUUGGUUUAAGCAAAUCAUGAUGGAACGGAAGUGGCCAAACCAGACUGACUUCAGGGGAGACCAUCAUCUACUCUGGCCAUAAAGACCUGGGCCAUGACCACACCCAAGGAGUAGCGCUGAUGAUGACACCAGAGGCCACAAAGGCAUUGAUGGCGUGGGAACCAGUACCCUCACGACUCAUGUCAGCGAGAUUCAACUCCAGAGGAAGGAAGUGCACAAUCAUUCAAUGCUACACACCAACCAACGUGGCCGAGGAACAGGAAAAAGAAAACUUCUACAGUUCCUUACAAUCUUUGAUUGAUCGCACACUGAAGAGAGACCUGAAGAUCAUCAUGGGAGACCUAAAUGCAAAGGUGGGGGAGGACAAUGCAGGCAAAGAGUUCAUAAUGGGAAGACAUGGCAUUGGCAUCUGUAAUGAAAAUGGGGAGCUGUUCACAGACCUUUGUUCCUUCAAUGACCUAGUCAUCGGUGGCACGAUUUGUCCACACAAGAAAAUCCACAAGACCACCUGGAUCUCACCAGAUGGAAAAACAGAGAAGCAGAUUGACCACAUCACAGUUUCUCGCAAGUGGAGAAGUCUGCUGGAUAUCAGGGUGAAACAUGGAGCAGACGUAGCAUCAAACCACCAGCUACUAGUGGCUACAAUGAGAGUCAAAAUGAGAUCAUUCCACACCACAACAGACAGACCACACCAUAAGUUCAAUGUCCAGUUUCUAAGGAAAAUCAGGAAAAAAGAAGAAUUCAACUGCAAAGUCAAGAGUAACCUUGAGACAGUAGCAGGAUUAAAUGAAACACCUGUUGAAACUCACUGGACGGAACUCAGGAACACCUGGAUGACCAUGUGCGCAGAAGUUUUGGGCAAGAAGGGGCGAGAAUUUAAAGUGUGGCUGACACCAGAGACAUGGGAAAAGAUAGAACAGAGGAAAAGUUGA
This is a messenger RNA of Xyrichtys novacula (pearly razorfish), 1095 nucleotides long. Lineage: Eukaryota; Metazoa; Chordata; Actinopteri; Labriformes; Labridae. The record is from the annotation of a GenBank genome assembly.